AUGACGAUGCCAUCGGUGAAUUUAAUCAUGCCGAAGAAACAACAACAACCACAACAACAACAACAAUUCAAGGCGAUCUCGGCGAUUCGAAUGCCGAUGGCGCUCGCCAUGCAAACGUUGCACAUCUCUGAGAAACGAGAGAGCACCGAUUCAGCCACUUCAUCAAGAAACGGCUCGAUCUGUGACGAGAAAGCGCCGGAAUUGAGGCGACACGCAUCCGCUCCACAACUUGACAAGGCCUCAAUCCAUAAGAAGAAAUUCGCACAAAUCGAGAAAGGUGUCAAGCAGCACUCAUCGUUCGACACAGUCUCUUUGCCGAAAACAAUCCUCGGACGAUUCAAGCAUUUAACUUGUCAA
This is a messenger RNA of Mesorhabditis belari, 357 nucleotides long. The record is from the annotation of a GenBank genome assembly. Lineage: Eukaryota; Metazoa; Nematoda; Chromadorea; Rhabditida; Rhabditidae.